Anguilla anguilla (European eel) is the source of this 801-nucleotide messenger RNA. RefSeq names its product receptor activity-modifying protein 1-like. Gene Ontology annotation, biological process: receptor internalization; cellular response to hormone stimulus; protein localization to plasma membrane. Gene Ontology annotation, cellular component: membrane; cell surface; signaling receptor complex. The coding region runs from base 238 to 669 and encodes 143 amino acids. The record is from RefSeq and is a predicted model, not a curated record. The transcript has 5 exons. Lineage: Eukaryota; Metazoa; Chordata; Actinopteri; Anguilliformes; Anguillidae. Gene Ontology annotation, molecular function: coreceptor activity.
GCAUGACGGAGCAUUCUGCCGUUGAUAAGACCCAGGCUCUCCGGGCACGCGGGGACUCUGGGAAAACUGGGAUCGGAGCGGCUUCUCCUCCCUACACUGCGACUCUGACUGUAACCCUAAGCGUUCAGAAGGAAGAUAGAUGUGCUUUCAUUAAUCCUCCGGGGGAAAUCAGUUUUCCCAGAAACAGCCUUAAAAACAGCAUGAUACGGGAAAAAAGACCAACAGAAACACAGAGGGAUGGAGAAUCGACUGGCCUUCACCAUCUCUGCAUAUAUUUACAUUCUCUUUGCUUCUGCUGGCUUCACAGAGACCUACGUUCCCUGUGACAGGUCCACGUUUGACGAUUAUGUCAAUAACUACUGUAUUCCUGCCUUUAAUCAGUCAAUGGCAUCUACCAGCUACCGAGCUAGGUGCCCCUGGCCCAAUACGAGAAGGUCCUACAUCAUGCUGGACAUGUGCGUGGGGCAGGGGGUGCGUCUGAGUGGGUGUAUGGAGCCCUCCAUUAAGGACGAGGUGUUCCUGGGGAUCCACAAGGCCUACUUCCCCCUCUGCUCCUACAUGCAGGACCCGGACUUAGGGACCCUGCUCCUGCUGGUCCUGCCCUGCAUCCUCACUGCUCUUAUCCUCCCCUUCACCUGCACUUACCUCACCGCCUGCAGGGCAGCUUAGCAGCUGGACUAGAGACUGCAAUGCAACUGUGACUGUGGACACACACACGCACACGGACACACGUGCACACACACGCAUAAACACACACACGCACGCGCGCACAGUCACAAGCACACAUACACACACUCACGC